UAUGCUGUUCAGACACCAUGUGGCCACAAUUUCUGCCUGAAGUGUUUCCAGAAAUGGAUUGGGCAAGGGAAGCGUACUUGCGCAAAAUGCCGCCACCAAAUUCCUCCUAAAAUGGCAAGCCAGCCCAGGAUUAAUUCUGCACUUGUGACUGCCAUCAGAAUGGCGAAACUGUCAAAAUUAAAUGUAGCAGCUGGUUCUUCGAAAGUUUACCAUUUUGUACACAACCAGGACCGACCAGACAAAGCUUUUACCACAGAACGGGCACAGAAGUCUGGCAAGGCCAAUGCUGCCAGUGGGAAGAUCUUUGUUACUGUUCCACCCGAUCAUUUUGGACCUAUAAUGGCUGAAAAUGAUCCAGAGAGAAAUCAGGGUGUGCUGGUUGGAGAAUGCUGGGAGGAUAGAUUAGAAUGUCGGCAAUGGGGUGCCCACCUUCCACAUGUUGCAGGUAUAGCUGGACAAUCGGACUAUGGAGCACAAUCAGUGGCACUUUCAGGAGGUUACGAGGAUGACGAAGAUCAUGGAGAGUGGUUUCUGUACACAGGAAG
Messenger RNA from Carica papaya (papaya), 545 nucleotides. NCBI's taxonomy places the organism in Eukaryota, Viridiplantae, Streptophyta, Magnoliopsida, Brassicales, Caricaceae. The record is from RefSeq and is a predicted model, not a curated record.